CCCGCGUCCCGCCCCGCUCCUCCCGGCCCCGGGAGGCCAUCAUGUGGCUUUUAUGAGUGCUCCCGGGCGCGGCCUGCGCCCCGCUGCCGGCUGCCUUGGCUGCGCUUCCUCCUCAGCCUCCGUUCCCGGCUGCCGGACGUGCUGCCGCGGGCGGGUUUCGGGGAGCAAUGACGCAGGUGAAGAGAGAGGUGUUCGGGCAGAUGCCCCAGGAGCAAGGAGGAGGAGUGGUGGAAAAGUUCACCUUAAAGUCAGACAGCCUGAAAGUGGAGAUCCUGUCGUUAGGCUGCAUCAUUGCUGCUCUGGAAAUGAAAGGCAGGGGUGGAGAGUUUACAGACGUUGUCCUAGGCUUUGACACUUUGGAAGGUUACACAAGGAAGCACCCCUUCUUCGGUGCCGUUGUGGGGCGUGUUGCCAACAGGAUUGCCAAGGGAAGGUUCAGCCUGGACGGGAAGGAGUAUCAGCUCUUCCUCAACAAUGGGCCCAACAGCCUGCAUGGAGGAGCCAAGGGAUUUGACAAGGUUCUCUGGAGCCCCCAGGUCCUCCCCAACGGUGUCUGUUUCUUCCGGCUCAGCCCCGACGGGGAAGAAGGCUACCCUGGGGACCUGAAAGUGUGGGUGACCUACACGCUCAGCGGCAGCGAGCUGGCCAUCAACUACCGAGCCCAGGCCAGCCGGGCCACGCCCGUCAGCCUCACCAACCACGCCUACUUCAACCUGGCGGGGCAGGGCUCGAGAGAUAUCUACGACCAUGAGAUUACCAUUGAAGCAGAUUCCUACCUGCCUGUGGACGACACUCAGAUCCCUACUGGGGAGGUGGCCAGCGUGGAGGGCACCGGCUUUGAUCUCCGGCAGCCUGUGGAGCUGGGGAAGCACCUGCAGAAGUUUCACCUGGGCGGCUUCGACCACAACUUCUGCCUGCAGCAGGCACAGGCUCGCCGCUUCGUGGCCAGGGCUCGCCACCCACCCACUGGCAGGGCCAUGGAGGUCCACACCACCCAGCCUGGAAUUCAGUUUUACACUGGGAACAACCUGGACGGCUCCCUGAAGGGCAAAGGUGCUGCCACCUACCCCAAGCACUCAGCUUUCUGUCUUGAAACUCAGAACUGGCCUGAUGCUGUCAACAAGCCUCACUUCCCCAGCACCCUGCUCCGCCCGGGCGAGGAGUACAACCACACCACUUGGCUCCUGUUCAGCGCUGCUUGAGGCCAGGAGAUGCCAGCCCCUGCCACUGAGAAGGGGCUUGCACUUCUUUGUGGGCUUCCUGAUGGUGAACGACUGCAAAGAAAGAAGAAGCCAGAGUUAACAUUUCAGCGUUUGGCUGGGAUUGAUAAAUCCAGAGCAAGGCAUCAGGUGGGCACCUGGACUCCUGCACAGCCUCUCACACUGCUUCUGAAUAAAAUCACCAUUGACUGCUGACAAA
Molecule: messenger RNA, 1419 nt
Organism: Pogoniulus pusillus (Red-fronted tinkerbird)
Lineage: Eukaryota; Metazoa; Chordata; Aves; Piciformes; Lybiidae
Gene: GALM
Product: galactose mutarotase
Exons: 8
Coding region: 168-1202 (344 amino acids)
Biological process (GO): glucose metabolic process; beta-D-galactose catabolic process via UDP-galactose, Leloir pathway
Molecular function (GO): carbohydrate binding; aldose 1-epimerase activity
Source: RefSeq, a predicted model, not a curated record